AUGACGGCCUCUUUUAAACAUUCCAGACUGUGGAAAGACAUCAUCUCCAUUGGGACUCAUAGUAGUAUUAUUUACAACAACUAUUUGGGUAAUUGCCUCAUUAAAGUGGGUAAUGGAAAUAGAAUCAAAUUUUGGCAUGAUAAGUGGUGUGGUACCUCUUGUCUUAAGAUUGAUUUUCCACAUCUCUUUAAUCUUUCAACUGAUAAGGAAGGUUCUCUCCACCAAUUCUUUGCAAGGAAAAUCAGUUCAACUGAUUGGAAUUUACCCCAUAGAAGAGUGUUAUAUGUAUGGGAAUUGGCUGAAGAAGCUAGAUUGCUUGGUGUCCUUUCCUCCGCUCCUUCUUUGAGUCUUGAUAGAGCAGACUGUUUGUCCUGGGCUUGCGCAUCAACAAAUAGUAGUGAGUUCUCUGUGUCCUCUCUUUACUCUCUUAGCAGCUCUAAUCUCGGCCCCAAUCUCAGAAUCUGUAAAUCCAUUUGGAAUAAAACCACUCCCCCCAAGGUUUCAUUUUUCUGUUGGCUGGCAUGGAAAAACAAAAUCAAAUCUGCCGAAUUUUUGCACAGACUUGGCAUUCUGGAUAGCAGCGUUUCCAUUCUUUGCCCCUUCUGCAGAUUUGAACCUGAAUCUGCUGUUCAUGUUUUGCUUCUUUGCCCUUUUUCUUGGUUGAUCUGGUCUUCUUUUAUUCAUGAUUGGGGAUUUUUCUGGUGCAUCAAUAACUCUGUGGAAGGCCUUCUCAAUUGGUGGUUGGGUGUUAGAUUGAAGAGCUUUGAUAGGCUAAUUUGGAGAGCUAUCCCCCUUAUUGUUCUUUGGUCCAUUUGGAAGCACAAGAACGAAUGUGUCUUCUUUGAGACUCAAUCCAAUUUCUUUGGUCUGUGUGAAUUAAUCAAAAUCAGGGCAGCUUUUUGGUUGAAAGCAUCUAUUAAGAACUUCCCAUUCUCAAUUGAUGAUUUAGCUUUCAAAUGGAAUCAAAUCAGGCUUUGUUCCUGA
This is a messenger RNA of Camellia sinensis, 984 nucleotides long. The record is from RefSeq and is a predicted model, not a curated record. NCBI's taxonomy places the organism in Eukaryota, Viridiplantae, Streptophyta, Magnoliopsida, Ericales, Theaceae.